AUGGACUUCACUCGUCUAACUCUAGAUAUACCCCUUCUGCUAGACUCCAGUCAGGCUUGGGGUCCAGAGCGAAUCCUCGAGGAGCAAUCAUUCAUAGACACUGUUCCAAGGAAUGAUGAAGGCUUUUCUCUUCUCCCCCAGUUCGAGCAGAGCUACACCUCCCAGGAGUCCGAGUUCGGUCUGGAUGAUUCGCCGGAAUUCGAAGACUUAUUAUGUGGAUUUGCAGAACAAAUUGAGUCACAACGUCCAGCCCUCAUUGAGACUUCGCAGGAAGCCCAACUCGAAAGCUUCAUGGAUCCUGAACAUGAGGAUGCGGAAGGAGAAACGCUCAUCUCUCGUAGCAGUCAAAAUAAAGAAAACGACCCCGCUACUGCGGAGAUAAAGGGGGGAGAUGCCUCAUCGUCUCGGGUGUCUCACCUCAGCUGGGAUUGCAAAAGCACCGAGAUUGAUUUCUCGAGCUAUACUGUCACCUCUCAGGCUAGAUACGAGGUAGAAAGGACUUUCCAGGAGUCGAAAAGCCGGGGUGCCGUUAACAGAGCGGUUGCAGCUGUUCUCGGGAAUGAGACAGCCAACUGUACUUUGGGGGAGGUGAUCGGUCGGAUGAAGAGGGAGUUCCUUAAAGAGACAGGCGAAAGUGUAUUGUCGCAACCGAUGGGCCCAUUCUUCAGUAAUACCAACUUUUCUGCGGAAUUCGAUGACUAUACCCAACAGGCAGGGGUGUUAGAAGUCAAAAAGAAACAAGGAUCAGGGUAUUACGUCGGAGUUAAGCUAAAGCCCUUGACGAGGGAGGUAUAUUCCCACCGAUUCAAUCGAGAGUUUGGUUCACGUUUUCUAAAGUUGAGUCGCCCACGUCACUUUCAAGGCUCGCUUGGGCGCCUUACGCUCGAGGCUCCUCUCUGCGAUGCCAUCAUGCGGGGAAUGGAUAUUCUAGGGCGGCAUUGGGAGGCGAUACAUGCAUCAGAUAUAUCGAAGGCAGAUAAGGAAGCAGACAUGGAAUCAUCCUCCGUCAUAAUGUUUGCGGUCUCCGGCGACGAUAUUCCAACUCAAGCUGUUUCCCAGCCCAUCAAAUGGAUGAUUUCCCCAUCUCAGAACCAGGAGAUGUCCACGGCAAAGUACAAUGCUAGGAUUAAACUCGGGUUUUCGAGAACAGUUCUUGUUCCGCUCGAAAAUGUACAAAUUAAAGAAGAAAAGGAUUUAGUUUCUACGAUUAAAUUUCCCAUGACCGAUGGAUGUGGUACAGCUACCUUUGCUGUUCUUAAGGCUAUCGCUGAGAAAAUGGGACUCGAUUAUGUUCCGUCAUACUUCCAAAUUCGGCAUGGGGGUAGGAAGGGCUUAAUCUUGUUAGAUGUAGAGAACAGUGACUCGGAAUCGCUCCGAAUUACAUACCGAAAGACACAAAUCAAGUUCGAAACUCGACAAGACCUAAAUAUCGAAGUCGUGGAUUAUGCGAGACCUUUGAAGCGAGGGAAAAUCACAUCCCAAUUCCUUACGAUCCUCCAUAACGGAGGAGUCUCUAAAGAGACCCUUGGAAAUCUUGCUAAAGAGGAGAUUGAGAAGGAUGGGAUCUGGGAACUCCUGGAACGGGCUGGUGACCCAUCCUUCGUAAAAAACUUUUAUCAAAGCGGCGCCUUAAAAAAACGGAGAGACAAAGAUGGAUGCUUCAAGUAUGCCGGCUCAAUGCCCGCCUCCGCCGAGGAGCGAAUCAUUCAAAUGGUCGAUGCUGGAUUUGCCGUUUCUGAGUGUCUCGUACUCAAAAAUUUGAUUUCCGGGUGCAAUAAGAACCGACUCGAUUCCUGGAAUGACCUAAAAUUCACCAUCUCAGAAUCUACGUCGGUCAAAUGUGCCCCAGACUUCAAAAAGGUUCUCAGAGAAGGCGAGGUUUUCCUUCAAUUUUCAUCAGACGGGUUCGUCUUCAAUGAUAAGCUUCUUAAGUUCUUAUCUGGCAAAGUUUUGGUCGGCCGUUCGCCGGCUUAUAUUGCUUCGGAUAUCCAGUCUGCGAUUGCAGUAAUGAACCCUGAAGUCCUUGAGGCCUAUGGGGAUCUUGUGGACUGUAUUGUGUUUCCCAUAGUGGGAGAGUAUAGCCUUGCUUCCCGUCUAUCCGGGGGAGAUUAUGAUGGAGACAGUGUAUUAGUGAUCUGGGAUCAAAGGGUAGUCGAGCCGUUCAGUUCAAGGCUCCCACCCAAAUCUACCUCAGUUCGGAAGGAUUUGUUUAAAGAAUCUACGGAGCAAGAUACAGUUGGGUGUUAUCUGAAGGAUAAUGAAAUGGACGAAGAUGCAACAAUAAAGGCUAUUCUUCGAGCAGAAAUCCCGAAGAUGUUAUCAGAUUCAAACGUCGGAAUAUGCACUUUGAUGCACAAAAAGGUUUCCUAUUAUCUUGGUAUUGAUCAUCCGUUGUCAAUUCGACUUGCGGAACUUGCUUGUCUUUUACUCGAUGCCCCGAAGCAGGGCUUGACUUUGGAAACUGAACGUUGGGAAAAGAUUCAGAAUGAGGUGGAUCUAAUUCUCAAAAACCGCGCCGAACCCCUUUACUUGAGAAAGGGAGUGACAUACUCUAGGUUCCAGCACGAGGUUCAGACCUUAGAGAGUGUCCACGUCUUGGAUUACAUUAAAGGUACCAUCCUCGGGAUUACAGAGGCCUAUGAGCAAAACUUCAAAGCGAAGUUUCCGGACAUCUUCACCGACCACGACAUAUCCGACUCUUUUAGUGAGGAGCUGGAGUAUUAUAUGAUGACAGCGAGAGAUCCGUCGCGGAGUAAGAAUGCACGCGAAUUAUCAAAUGAGAUAUACGAGGAACUCCUUAGUUUUAGGAAGCACAGAUUAGACAAGAUAGUCAAGGAGUAUGGCCGUAUGUACCCGGGAUCAGAUUUCAAAUCCUUUCAACCCCAAUCCGACAGACAACUCGACAAAGCCAAUAAGGAAAAGCUGUUCGCAAUUUUUCAAGAAAUCGCGCCCAGCACUAGGUCGGAAAACCUAGUGCUAGAAGAUUGGGGCCGUUCUGCUGGCGAGCCAUUUGGGAAAUGGAAUCUUCUGAAGGCCUCCGCACUCUUUCAAAGGUGCUGGGGAAGUAAACCAAUGCUUCCCUUCAUAGUUGCCUGUCCACAACUCUGUUAUCUCAAAGCAAGUGCCAGAGGGCGCCCCUUCCGCCUUGUUCAGGAAGCAGUGUACUUGGAUAUGUAUACGAAAAGACUUAGGCUCAAUACCCAGGUCAUCGAUGCUGAGGCUAGUGAAGUCAAGGAAGGGGGGGCGAGCGGAGCCGGAGGUACUCGAGUUAUUUCUUAG
Messenger RNA from Orbilia oligospora ATCC 24927, 3279 nucleotides. RefSeq lists its product as uncharacterized. The transcript is spliced from 3 exons. Gene Ontology annotation, biological process: siRNA processing. NCBI's taxonomy places the organism in Eukaryota, Fungi, Ascomycota, Orbiliomycetes, Orbiliales, Orbiliaceae. The record is from RefSeq and is a predicted model, not a curated record. Bases 1 to 3279 code for a protein of 1092 amino acids. Gene Ontology annotation, cellular component: nuclear RNA-directed RNA polymerase complex. Gene Ontology annotation, molecular function: RNA-directed RNA polymerase activity.